AUGUGGCUUGACUUGUUCCCGGCUCGUGGCACCAAAAAAUUAUUUUGUCGUGAAAGAUCGCCUAAUCUGGAUAUCUAUCUUUCAGCACUGAUGAUGGAUGUAUCGGACAUCGGCAACUUAGCAUCUGAUAGUUCCGCGGUAUGUCUAUUAGGAUUGCGUACUAGUAGCAGUUGA
Messenger RNA from Brugia malayi, 174 nucleotides. RefSeq lists its product as uncharacterized. Lineage: Eukaryota; Metazoa; Nematoda; Chromadorea; Rhabditida; Onchocercidae. The coding region runs from base 1 to 174 and encodes 57 amino acids. The transcript has 2 exons. The record is from RefSeq and is a predicted model, not a curated record.